UAAUUGUCUCUCACUUAAAAAUUCAAUCACUUGAUUACAAGGGUUGGGUCUGCUGACUCGGAGGGUUAGGAAUGACGAGGUUCAAGACUGCUUGUAGAUAAUUUAUUGUUCUUCAUUCAAGUCCAUUUCGUCUGAGCCUCAAGCUUCCUUCUUCUGGUAACUCCAAACGCCAGCAACGAAGAUGAUUGCAGGCUUGUGUGGCCCAGACGAUUGAACGUUGAACCCUGUCUUAAUUGUGAGGUACACAUACAUUCGUCGUUCAUCUGAUCAUGACCAGAUCUGGUAAUUCAUUCCCAACUUUCAUGCGCAGAACGUCUUCCAUUCGAUUCCACAACUUCGUUUCCUCCAGGUCACGCUUUAUGCCAUCCUCCGGAUGGAGAACAACCCAUAGCCCUGGGUAAUCUAUGAUCAGCGCUUGGCCGCAUUCAGUCGUUCUCUUGGUCUGCAUGUGGGACAAUAUGAAGGCAGACAUUAUAUUCUAUAGUCUAAGAUCGGCUCUUCGUUCCUACAGGACUUACUCUGAACAACGCUGUCAGUCGAUUUUUCUUUUCAAAGCAUACGCACACCAGGCCACGCAUUACCAUUGUCGAGCAAACCCAGAGAUGUGUUUUACGGAGCCAGACGAGCCCAAUCCAGCCUUCGAGGAGAUAGAAAUGCGCCAAAAGGCAGAGGCUGAGGCAGAGCAAGCCCGACAGGAUGCUAAGGCUGCCGAAGAACGAAUCGCUGAGCUCAACAGGUUGAAUAAAAAAAUACAGGAAGAGGCUAAGGCGGCUGAGCAAGCCGCUAAGGAAGCCGCGGCAGCCUCAGAGGCUCAGGCCCAUAGGGAAAGGGAGGCGAUGGCCGAGGCCAAACGUGCUGCCGACGAAGCUCGCUCACAGGCGGAAGCUGCUGCUCGUACUACCAGUGAGGAAGCAAAAAAGCAAGCGGCGCAAGCAGAGGAGGAGCGUAAGCGAACUGCCGCUGUACAAGAGCAAGCCAGACGAGACGCCCAGGCUGCCCAGGAGCGGGCCAAGAGACUACAGGAGGCUGCUGAUGAGGAGAAGAGGAAAGCGGCUGCCGCCCAGGAGGCGGCCAACGUGUCGAAGAAAGCGGCAGAGGAGCAAGUGAAGGUAGCCAAUGCUGCCAGAGAGGAGGCUGAACGCAAGUUGAAAGAGGGCAUUCAACCUGUGGUGACUCCCACACCUGAAGAAGUUAGCGCCGCCAAGCAGAGAGUACAAUAUCGCGAGGACCUGUUCCACAUCGCAAUAGCCGGGAUAGCAGGAGGAGGGAAAUCAUCUCUCAUUAAUGCCUUCCGCGGUUUGCGUAAUAAGGACAUCGGAGCUGCUGCCACUGGCGUCACCGAGACAACGCUAGUCAUGGAUAGAUACCCUCACCCUAAUGCGGAAUACCCUCUUGUCUUGUACGAUUUCCCGGGCGCUGGCACGCUCAAAAUCCCAGAUUGGCAGUACUUCAACGACCAAGGACUUUACGUCUUUGACAGCAUCAUCGUCCUGUUCGACAAUCGCUUCACCAUGACCGACAUCGCCAUCCUCACCAACUGCAGACGUUUCAAGAUCCCAACGUAUAUCGUGCGCUCUAAAGCGGAUCAGCACAUCCGCAACAUUAUGGAAGAUAUGGGGUAUGACAGCGACGAUGAUAGCAGCAAGGUCAAGAAGCUCCACCAGGCUGCACGACAGCAGUUCAUUCAGCAGACGCGCCAGAGCGUGAAAGACAACCUACAGAAUGCCAAUAUACCUGACCAACGGGUUUACAUCGUUUCGAAUAAAACGAUGCUCGAUGUCGCGUCGAAUACAACGAUAUUCGAUGUUCUGGCAAGAAAGCAGCCGAAGACCAUCGAUGAGAUUGAGUUGUUGAGCGACAUGAUCCGAGAAGCCCAAAUCAGGCGAGGACACCGUGACUGAGGCGCGACUAUCACGAAUGAGUAGUCGGUGGUGAUAUAGUUCUUCCUUCGGACUCUUACUGAUACUUCUCGUUCUUGACAUGAUCAUACCGUUCGCGACCGAGCUUGAUUCCAGACGUGCAGAUUUGGUUCUUUCUAUGUUUCUUCCUCUGUGCUGAUGUUGUUACUUCUCCUCGUGUUCUUACUGCUUGCGAGCGACUGAUUUCCAUCCGACUGAAUACAAAGGAUUUGCAAUUGAGAUUUCUAGUAGAAACCUAGAUCUACAG
Molecule: messenger RNA, 2166 nt
Organism: Suillus fuscotomentosus
Lineage: Eukaryota; Fungi; Basidiomycota; Agaricomycetes; Boletales; Suillaceae
Product: interferon-inducible GTPase-domain-containing protein
Exons: 2
Coding region: 405-1901 (498 amino acids)
Cellular component (GO): membrane
Molecular function (GO): GTP binding
Source: RefSeq, a predicted model, not a curated record